Lampris incognitus (smalleye Pacific opah) is the source of this 7704-nucleotide messenger RNA. It is a transcript of the gene map1aa, whose product is annotated as microtubule-associated protein 1Aa. NCBI's taxonomy places the organism in Eukaryota, Metazoa, Chordata, Actinopteri, Lampriformes, Lampridae. The record is from RefSeq and is a predicted model, not a curated record. Gene Ontology annotation, molecular function: microtubule binding; actin binding. The transcript has 8 exons. The coding region runs from base 7 to 7704 and encodes 2565 amino acids. Gene Ontology annotation, biological process: axonogenesis; dendrite development; regulation of microtubule depolymerization. Gene Ontology annotation, cellular component: cytosol; neuronal cell body; dendrite.
GUUGUCAUGGCGAUGGAGGAGAGCUCCGCGUCGGCUAGGAGCACUGUUACCAUGGAAAUCGCCGCAGCCGAGGAGCCGCUGCCUGCUGCCUCGUCCGUGCGGAAGCGCGGACAGCAGCGGCACCGCACCGGAGCGCCGCUUCCCGACCGGAACCACCGCGUGCUGAUAGUGAUAGGAGACAUCUCGGCCGCCCACCAUCUUGAGUCCGCCAAGAGGCAAAUCAAAGAGGGUUUGUCCUCGUGGGACGUCGACCCGGACGUCUGUGACCUGAGCAAGGAACUCGAGCUCUUUGAGACCGGCCACACGGCUCAGUUUUCUUCAAAGGUCAAAGGUCAGCGGAUCCUCCAGUACCAGAGUGAUGUCCUGGAGACCGUGGUGCUGGUGAACCCGUCAGAGGAGACCGCCGGCUCUGAGGUCCGCUCUCUGAUCACAGACCCGUCUGGUAACAAGCUGCUGGUUCUGAGCGGUCAGACUUCUGAGCAGGGAGGUGACGUGGUGCUGCAGGGAGGACUCUUCACCUGGAAACACGUUUGUGACAUUGUCUCCGAGCCUCAAGUGACUGAGCUCCUAUCCAGGGUGUUUUCUGAGCAGCGACCCAGGCUAACUAUCUCCUGCCAAGGCGACGGGGGCUGGAGCUCCCUGGGCCACAGUCAGGAGCAGCAGCCACUUCAGAGCCUUCUGGAAUAUAGUCUGAACCCCGACCUCGUGCUCCCCAACAUGGAGGGAGUCACAGAGUUCACAGAGUACGUCUCAGAGACGGUUGAUGUUCCAUCACCCUUCGAACUCCUGGAGCCUCCAAACUCCGGUGGAUUUCUGAAGCUGUCUAAACCCUGUUGCUACAUUUUCCCUGGUGGCAGGGGUGACUCUGCUCUUUUUGCCGUCAAUGGAUUCAACAUCCUGGUGGAUGGAGGGUCUGAGCGCAAGUCCUGCUUCUGGAAGCUGGUUCGACACCUGGACAGGAUUGACUCAGUCCUGCUCACCCAUAUUGGAGCGGACAACCUCCCUGGGAUCAACGGAUUGUUUCAGAGGAAGAUUGCUGAGCAAGAAGAAGAACAGUCACAGGGAAAAGGCUCCAGCACCUAUGGUGACUGGAUGAAGAAUCUGAUCUCACCUGAGCUUGGGGUUGUCUUCUUCAACGUCCCAGAGAAACUCCGGAUGCCAGAGUCUACCAUGAAAGUGAAGCGAAGCAUUGAAGAGGCUUCCCUCACACUGCAGUACCUCAACAAACUGGGCAUCAAACCAGAGCCUCUGUACAGGGUUGUCAGCAACACCAUAGAACCAAUCACACUUUUCCACAAACUUGGUGUUGGAAAGUUAGACAUGUAUGUUUUAAACCCUGUGAAGGAAAGCAAGGAAAUGCAGUUCCUAAUGCAGAAGUGGGCGGGAAACAGCAAGGCCAAGACAGGUAUUAUGAUGUCCAAUGGUAAAGAAGGGGAAAUAUCUGUUCCUUAUUUAACCUCAGUAACAGCCCUCAUUGUUUGGAUCCCUCACAGCCCCAAAGAGAGGAUUGUGCGGGUACUAUUUCCUGGAAACGCACCACAAAACAAAAUCUUUGAGGGCCUUGAGAAACUGAAACACUUGGACUUCCUGCGCUAUCCAGUGGCUACUCAGAAAGACAUAUCCUCUGGAGUCCAACCUCAGAUCAUCAAACAAACAAAAAUUAGAUCAAGAACAGACAGCAAAGAGAGUCUGAAAUCUUCACCCAAACAACACUCUAAAACAAGCAAGAAAGAGGCAGGAGGACAGGAAGAGGAGUCCAAGAGUGACCAGAGUAAAGAGAACAAAGUGGAAAAGAAAGAAGAGAAGAAAAUCAGAAGUGAAAGUGCAAAGGCCACCAAACAACAGAAGAACAGUGAGGUGGCUCCAGAGGCCAAAAGACUAGAGAAGAAAAAGGUGUCUAAGGAAAAAACUGUCAAAAAGGAAAAAAUAUCCAAGAUGGAUGAGAAGAAAGACAAGGAGAAGAAAGAAAUCAAGAAAGAGAAACGUGAGGUCAAGAAAGAAAAUAUCAUUAAAAAAGAAGAGAAAAAAGAAAAUAAAGCCAAAGAAGAUAAAAAGAAAGACCCGAACAAGCCGGAGUUGAGGAAAAUCACUAAACCAGAUCUCAAGCCCCUCACACCCGAGGUGAGGAAGACUCUGCACAAGGCCAAGACUCAGGCUAAACCCAAGACAGACAAAAAUAAAAUGGAGGAGAGGAAGUCAGUCCCAAGGAAGGCCCCCGAAGUGGCAGCAGCUGCCUUGGCGGACAGAUCCAUUGUUUCCUCCCCAGAAGACCUCACUGAAGACUUUGAGGCUUUAAAACAAUAUGAGCUCUCCAACCUUGGAGCAAAGUUCCUCCAGAAUGAUGUGAUAACUGUGCAUCCUGAUUUCAUGGAAACCGAACACCCCAUCACUGUCUGCUCAGACAAAAUCCCACCCCAGGAAAAUGAAGUUACUUCUCCACCUACAUCUCCAGUCAGUCACAGAGAAGACAAAAGAGACAAAGGUGCAUCAGAACAGUCUGCGGAUGUGGGAAUGAUUGAAGGAAGCGAAGGUUUUGACAGGAAGCAUGAAGAGGAAAAAAUGGAGAAAUAUGACAAAUACCCAACACAGGAUGACAUGAAAGACAGAUCAAAGAAGAGUGACAGCUCAGAGGAGGAGAGUGAUGUCAUAGAAAAGGCAGAACUCGAAGGAACAGAAGAUGACGAGGAGAUGAAACAUAAAACAGAGGAGGUGAAAAAGGAGAAAGCUUUUAAAGAGUGGGAUAGCAAACCAUUCCCAACCACAGCCCCAGCUGACCAGGCUGCAGCACCCUCUGCUUCUGAACAGUUCUCCUUCAUCCAAGAUGAGACCAUCCCUGGUUACUCUGAGACAGAGCAGACCAUCUCUGAUGAAGAGAUCCAUGAGGAGACGGAGGAGAGAAUCCCACAGCUGCGUUAUGACAUGGGUUCCUAUGAUGUGUCCGUCCCUGAUGUCCCCGGCACCUUUGACUCAAUGCAUGGAAUAAAGGAGAUGAAGACCAUUGUUGUGUCAGACAUGACAGAUGUUAAACCUAAAGCCUUCAUGGGAGGUCACGAUCCUGUACUUGGAGCCUACCCCACUAUCAUCGCCGCUCCUCUGGCUGAGGAGGAGCACAUCUCCUCAGCCACCUCUAUCACAGAGUAUGACAAAAUGUCUUCUUUUGCCACGUCUGUGGCAGAGGACCAGUCCAUAGCUUCAGUGACGGCCCCGCAGACGGAGGAGACAGGGAGGAGCUCUCUGUUCCUGGACACCAUAAACAGCAUCCCUUCCCGCACUGAGGCCACCCAUGGGAAGGAGUACCUCCACUCAGCAGGUACCAUCUCCCCUACCUCCUCUCUGGAGGAGGACCGCUGUUUCAAGUCUCCUCCAUCUGAGGAAUUCCAGCCCAUUGUUCCGGAGAUGGAUGCUGGUUCAAAGGUCAAACUGGUCCAUGAGGAAGAAGAUGAGGACGAGGAGGAUGAGGACCAGACUCCCAAUGUGGACAUUACUUUGGGUAAACUCCAAGAAGGCUACGAGUAUGCCACCUCCAUGAUGCUCCGGGGAAAAAAAUCUCCCACUGCCGCAGUCGCCUCUCCAUCAUCUCCCCCCACAAAGGCUGGUGUGGAAAAACAAAAUUUUGUUGAACCAGAUUCAAAGGCUGAUGCUGGAGUGAAGCCUCCUUUACCACCUCUCUCUUUUUCUAGCUCCUUCCAGGAAAGUGAGGAGAGAUGCCUAAGUCCAGAUGACAGCACUGUGAAACUUGCCUCACCCACCCAGUCGGUCCUCACCAGCAGCAGUUACUCCCCAACGGAAGAGAAGGCCUUUAAAACAGAGGAAAAAGAUGAUGCAGUGAGCCAACUGAGAGCAGAAAAAUCUAUCACUAUUUCAGACAAGAGCUCCUACGUUGGUGUGUCAUAUGACCAGACAACACUGGAAGGAUCUGGGGAGUCUGAUGAAGAUGAUGAGGCUGGAGAUGAUUAUUAUGUGAAAAAGGACCUAAAACCCACUGUAAAGGCAAAGCUUAUGGAGGAGAGGGAGGGGAGCUUCCUAGAUGAUGACUUCGCCUGUGUGGCAAAGUUGCCCAAAGAACCUGAAGGAAAGGGCCUCUUGGAGGAGGAGGAAGAGAUCAAAGCUAAAUAUCUUCAGGAAACACAGGUCCUCGGCAGCUCAGAGGAAAAGCCCAAACUCCAAGUGAUGUAUUCAGAUGAUGAAGAAGAGGAGGAAGAGGAAGAAAAUGACUUCCUGAGCAAGGAAGGAACCAGGCCCUCAUCAGACUUGAAAGAGCAAUUCAAAGAGAAAACAGAUCAAGUUGGAUUUAAAGAGCCUGAGAAAGGCGUUCAUUUCAGCCUCUACAAUUUCCCGGAGAGAGAGAGCAAAGAAAAGGGGUCAGAAAGAGACAUGAGGCAGGACACCCCCUAUGUGCACGGCAAAACAUUUUCUUAUAGUGACAUUUACGACAGCAAAAUGAGCUCGGUGGACUCAGAUUUUUAUCAGCAGGAGUCCUCAGACAAGAAAGAAAAGGGUGUUGCAAAGAGGGAUGUGGAUAUACCAAAAUACGACUCUCCCUCCCCGUCCGCAGCCACACAGAAGGGGUUUCAGGAGGAAUUUGAAGGCUCUCGUGGGAAAGAUUCCUCCCCUUCAGUGUGGAUUGAUCCCAAAAGUGCUCCUGCUGUGCCAUCUAUAGAAAAAGAUGAGAACGAAAAGGAGGCAAUUGACCACAGCAGAGAGAGCCGUUUCCCUUCAAUGGCAGACAGACCUGAGGCCUCCUCCGCUUCCAUAAUGGCAGAAAAAGACUCCUUCUCUUUUAAAGGCCAGACUGAAAUAUCUGACGCAGACAAACCCACCGUUGAGAGCUACCAUGAGAGAGGUGCAUCUUUGGAGGUUGAUAUGCGGAAACUAACAGCAAGGGAUGAGGAAGAUUAUGACGAUGAUGAAGUUGUUGAUGAUGAAGAAGAGGAGGAGGAGGAGGAGGGAGAUGCUGACGUUGAUUCGGAUAUCGAGAAAGGAGCCAAAGAGAAAUCUGAAAAAGAAGUGAGAAGUCCUGUGAGUGAAAUGGCUUCUACCAAACCCGAGUUCAUGAUUUCUAUGGCAGGUUAUGGUUACCACAGUCAGGGGAAGCCAAGUAACACUGAAAGCUGCGUGAGCACACUCACAAAGGCUGAGCAGGAGACAAAACCCACAGAUUUAGGAGCUACAGGCUUUUCUGGCCUUUCCACAGGAUUUGACUAUCCAUAUGUAAGUGAAGAGAAAGAUGAGUUUUCCCUAAAAUCACCAGGUGACAGAUAUUACCAGAAUGAUAGUGCUGAUUCUCAGUUUGAUAAACAGAAGACACCAGACCUCCUCAGUAACAAGCUGGACACAAGUUUCCAAUACACCACCACUGUUGCUCCUGCCUAUUCCUCCUCCUCAGCCUACAGUUACUCCUCCUCCACCUCUGGCUCUCUCUCCACCAGUCGCCAGUUUGGGGAGGAUGUGGAGACGCCUGCUACCGCUGAGCCUCUGUUUGAAUACUCCUCCUUCAAAGAUGAACACUCGUUGGUCAUGGAUUCUCCCUUCUCCAGCUCAGGAGGGGUGAAAGAUGAGUAUCUGGAAGUUACUGAGAAACAGAUCACCACUGCCACAACUUGUACCACUGCUGAGUCCACCUCCAGCUUAGCCCGCUUCUCACCCCUCAGCCCCUUUGAAGAGAUCAAGUCUUUUCCUUCUGUCACCUCCACUAUCUUGACUGGGGAAAAGAAGGAGCAGGUUGCCUUAGUAAGUGGAGUUCUAGACAAAGGCCGUCAGUCGGACUGCUUCUUUAAACCGGAGUGGUCAGAGGACUUAAAGCUGGGGACUGCCGCUGGGUUUGGGGCUACAACAGGACUUUUCUCUCAGCCCUCCAAGGAUGGCGAGUCAGCUAGCGCCGCUCUGUUUGGCAUCACCUCCUCACCACGGCCAAAUGUAGCAAGCAAGCAUUACUUUGAGGAGAGUGACAGCAGUGAGGAAGAGGAAGAGGAAGAUUACAUGCAUGAGAUGAUUCAGCGGUCUCCCUCCGCCAACUUGGCUGCUGGCCUCACCUUUACCGACAAACCCUCCACCCCUACCACCUCCAACAAGUCAGGUGGUGCUCUCCCAGACGUUCUUAGCUCUUCAACUCUCCAGUGUAGCAAACCAGAAGCAGCCAACGGCCCCAUGGAGGUCAGCACCGGCUCCCCUGUAACUUCAGCGGCCCCAGCAAAGGCUGAGCCAAGGGAGGUAUCUGCCUAUAGGAGCUCCUAUGAGUGGGAGGUGUCCAAGCCUCAGAUGGGUAUGGUUCCUGGAGACUCCCCUCCUCACUAUCGACAUGAAGAGGAGUUUGAGGAGGAGUGCGAGAUGGAGCCCGAGCGUCCCGCCCGCCCUCUCUCUCUCUCUUCCACUGACCAGAAAUUUCGUUCUCCGUUUUAUUGCAGCCAAGGAGUGAUAGAGGAUGAAGAGGAUGACAGCGACCAAGAUCUGGCUGCUGAGGGACACAUGGGUGCCACCUCGUCCUACACCAGCCACACCUCCCCCGGCUAUUCUUCCUCAGAGUACAAGCAACAGAAAGGUGAUCUCUCACCUUCUUUUAUCAACCCCUGCAUGCAACAGAUGUCCAGUGAUGAGGAGGAUGAGGAACAAGGACGCAGGAGCGACCAAUCGCAAGAGGGCAAUGAGCACGAUCUGUCUGUCAAGAGGAGGGCUCACAAACAGCCGCAUCAUCAUCAGUCGCACAGCAGCUCAUUGCAGCAGCCUGGAGGUAUGUCUGCAAGUCUGGGACUGGCGGCCGAGGAUACGCCGCCCACUUCCAUCAGUGAGUCUCUUGCCUCUCAGUCAGAUUCUGACAUGCCCCCAGGCACUGAGGAAUGCCCCUCUGUCACCGCAGACGCCAACAUGGACUCAGACUCAGAUGCCGAGUACAUGCCUGUAGAUAAAUCCUCUGCUAUGGGAGGAGGAAGUCUUCACGCUGCCUCCAGAGGGAGCCGUGAUCCUCCUCCCACCCCCUUUAUGGACCCCUUCCCUCACCCUCCUCACCCAGAUGUUUGCAUGGUGGACCCUGACACUCUGGACAACGACAGGGCCCCAGAGGGCUCAAUGAAGAAAGAGCCCAAAGCGCAAGGUCUGAAGAAAACUUCUGGGAAAACAAAGUCUGCAUCCCCGGCCAGGCGUAAGAGUUCUCCCAUGCAAGUCAAACAGACAUCCUCUCCUCGCAGUGCUGCACUGAAGAAGAAGGAGGCUGACAAGAGCUCCAGGAUGUCUCAUCUGUCUGAUGGACAAGGCUCCAGAGAUGACCUCUCCAGAUCUAGCUAUAACCCUGGCAAAGGAAUGAGCAACGGUGUCAAGAGCAGCUCAGGUUCCCAGAAAUCUGGCUCAGCAGUUGCAACGGGUUUCCCUAUUUACGUUGACUUGGCCUACAUUCCCAACCACUGUAGUGCAAAGAACGUUGACCAGGAGUUUUUCAAGCGGAUUCGCUCUGGUUACUAUGUGGUGAGCGGAAAUGACGCAGCAAGUGCGGAACCAAGCCGAGGAGUCCUGGACGCGUUGCUGGAGGGCAAAGCUCAAUGGGGCUCCAAUCUACAGGUGACAUUGAUCCCCACUCAUGACACAGAGGUUACCCGGGAAUGGUACCAGCAGACCCAUGAGAAGCAGCAGGAGCUCAACAUCAUGGUCUUGGCCUCCAGCAGCACCGUGGUCAUGCAGGAUGAGUCUUUUCCCGCCUGCAAGAUCGAAUUCUAG